This is a messenger RNA of Microdochium trichocladiopsis, 2743 nucleotides long. RefSeq lists its product as uncharacterized. The record is from RefSeq and is a predicted model, not a curated record. The transcript has 4 exons. Gene Ontology annotation, molecular function: RNA polymerase II cis-regulatory region sequence-specific DNA binding; zinc ion binding; DNA-binding transcription factor activity, RNA polymerase II-specific. Gene Ontology annotation, biological process: positive regulation of transcription from RNA polymerase II promoter by galactose; DNA-templated transcription. NCBI's taxonomy places the organism in Eukaryota, Fungi, Ascomycota, Sordariomycetes, Xylariales, Microdochiaceae. Gene Ontology annotation, cellular component: nucleus. The coding region runs from base 91 to 2667 and encodes 858 amino acids.
CUCCUUCCCUGUCCUGGCCUCACGCUCCAGGUUUGCUCCUGCGUCGCGGGAUAGCAACUGCGCCCCUCUGUGCCUCCGCUCCGCACCGCCAUGGCCGGCUCCGUCUUGCCACCCGGGCCCGGCACCCGGACCGGCUCGACUACUCCGCCCGCCGGUGGCCCCCGACCCCGGGCCAAGCGCCGCAAGUACACGGCUGUUGCCUGUAAUGAGUGCCGCAGGCGCAAGCUCAAGUGCUUGCCGGGCGGCAGCGAGGGCUGUUGUCAGCGCUGUGCUGCUCGCGGCCGCACCGACUGUGGCUACCAUGCCGGCCCCCCUGCGGCCGAUCAUGACGAGGACUCCUCCGCUCGUGCCAGCUCUCACCGCCGGAGCAGUGCGGCCUCGUUCACGGCUUUGACCGAAGAUGUCAAGCUGCUCCGCGACACCUUGGCCGGCUGGAUCGCGUCGACGAGAGUGUCUGGUGACAGCCCUGCUCCUGCGCCUGCUGCUGCCUCUGACCUGAUUGCUGCGUCAAGCCCUACGCCGGUGGCUCCAGGCCCGAACCCGGCAUCGGUGUCUCUUCCACCGCUUCGAUCUUGCCGAGCCAGCGUCUCCGGCCCAGCCGCCGGCUCGGUGUCCGCAGCCUCCCCCAGAAACCUCGAGGAAGACUUGAUGGGCCCGCCAGACCUGGCUAGCCGCGUCGGUCGCGAGGAGCCUCGCUUCAUCGGCCCGACUCGGUCAGCAUACAGCUUCCAGGCAGGAGGUCAGGCGCUCUCCCGCCUGGGCAUCCCCGCUCUUGACACCGCUCCGGUCAGCGGGCAGCAGACCCCUUCGGCCACGCCCCCUCAGCAGCCCGACGCCGCCCCGGACGAACUCUUCUGGACCCGUUGUGACCGAGCCGAGUUUGAGCGGCAUAUUGCCGUCUUUCAAGAGGAGGUCGAGUCAGUAUACCCCUGUGUCGAGUCCGAAGAGCUCAUCCGCAAGGCUGGCGACAUUCUCGAGUUCGCGCGAGGUGCGGAUGACGCUGGCUACGCAGCCGCAGACCCAAGCAGCCGCCACCAUGUCUCCACCAAGGAAGUCCACCUGGCCACGCUGGCUGUGGCGACGGCAAUCGUCCUGGAAGGUCAUGGAAAGACCACGACCAGCAGCAGUUUGGUGAAACCAGUGGAGCGGUCCGUGCUCAACAUCCUCGAACCCAGCCGUGAGUUGAAGGAUCUGCAGUUGCUCAGUCUCCUGAGCAUCUACUACUUCCACAUUGAUGAAGACCUACUCGCUUGGCGGACGAUUGGACUCGCCGCACGGGAAGCACUGGUGAUGGGUUUACAUCGCAAGACCACGCUGGAAGAUAUGUUCCGUGGCCCCCAGGAACGAAGAAUGGCCAUACGAGUGUUUUGGACCAUAUAUGCCCUCGACCGCCGCUGGAGCUUUGGCACAGGCCUCUCCUUCGCGCUGGUCGAUAGUGACAUUGACCCCGAUCUUCCAGAACCUGACCAGAACGACGCAUAUUUGAAGUGCAUGGUGGGCUACGGACGGCUAAGCUCGACGCUGUGGACCGCACUGCUCCCGACGCUAGCUCAGCACAACAACAAGGGCGACUGGACCGAGGAGGCAACGCACCAGCUCGACCUGCGUGCGCAGGAGUGGCUCGAGUCGAUCCCCCACAAUCUCCAACUGCGGCAUCCUCGGCUCGGCCUGGCCGCGCUGGCGCAGCCACCCGUCCUCCAGCGGCUCAGGGCCCUGUUGUACCUCCGCGGCAACCACAUCCGCAUUCUCAUCUACCGCUACUUCCUCCUCAGCCCGAGCCGCAUCCGGUCGUCCUACCGGAGUGCCUGGCUGGCCGUCGAGAUCGCGCAGGACAGCCUCGUUGUGCUCCUCCACCUCAACGAGUCCACGUCCAUCUACCGCCGCCAGCAGGCCGCCUUCAACUACUUCCUCGUCAGCGCUCUGGCCGUGCUCUUCCUCGCCGUCUGCAACGACCCAGAGACAUUCGCUGCGCCCUGCAAGAAGUCUCUACUCUCAGCCAUCGGCCUGCUGCGCGGCCUGUCCAAAUUCAGCUACGGCAGCCGGCGACUGUGGCGCGGCGUGCGAGGAAUCGUUCCUAUUCUGCGCCGGCUCGAGGAGGCGCGCAGAGCCGGGGUCACCAAUGCGGGGGCCGGCGAGCAGCAAGAGCACGCAGAUGUACCGCAGCAGCAGCCGCAGCCGCAGCCGGUCCGGUCAUCGGGAGCGCAGCAGAACUCUGCACCCCUUGACAAGACGCCUGACAUCACUAGGCAAGCUGCCACACCUGCCGCCAGUCACCAGGCUGAUAUCGUCACGGGUGCGGUCCAUGGUGACUGCGAUCCUGCAACUGGAAGUGGAAGCAGCGCUCUGCCUUUUGGGGCGACCGGCACGGAGGGCACAACGGAUAUGGACGCAACGGCGGCAGGAGGGGCAGAUGGAUUAACCUACACGACCACACCCGACUUCAGCGUGAUGGGCAACGAGCUCAUUGAUCUCUUUGAACUGUUUGAGCAUGGUCCGGUUUUCCCUUUGCACCAGCAGCAGCAGCAGCAGCAACAAGGGGGAGAUGCCUUCAUGGGCCAGCCGCAGAUGGACGUGAUGAACUGGCUAAGCAGCGACACGAGCGAGUCACAAGAAUAUGUGUCAGCAGAGCAAGGGGCUAUCUCGACGCAGUUUAAUUGGCUCAUAUGAACUCAAAAACUGCGUGUCACAAUAUAAUAUUCCACACUGAUACCCCUUGAGUGGCGCUUGCUGAAUUCAUCCGAGG